AUGGCAAAAUCGGACUACGAGAGCGACGAGCUGCUGGACAGCGAGGAGGACUACGAGCUCGAGAGCGAAGAGGAGUACGAGGAAUAUGGCCAGGACGAGGACGAGGAAGAGGUGAUCCCGAAACGGCGUGGGCGCCCGCUGAUCGAGGAGGCCGUGGUGCAGGAGGUGGGCAAGCGGCGACGGGCCGCGCCACGCACCUACAGAGAGCCGACCGAGGACGAAUUGCCGUAUUCCGAGGACCUGGACGAGUCUGCUGACGGGUCGAGCCCGCCCACGGACCUUGCGCGGAUGACCGAACGGCAGCGGGCGAAAUACAUGGAGGCUGCCGAGGAAGACAGCGAGCGCCAGGGCAGCAGCGAGCUGCUGGAGCUGACCAACGAACGCAGCAAGAAAAAACAGUUUACAGAGGAGGAGCUGCAAUUGCGUCGGCUCGAGAACGCACGCAAGCGCAAGAACUUCACGAUGAAACGGCUGGAAAUGGAGAAACAGGACACAUUAAAUAAGUUAUUGCUCAAGCGGGCCGACAAGGUGCGCAAUCUCAAGAACCUGGAGGGCAAGGAGUACGGCGACGAGGAGCCUGAGCCGGCAGAGGCUCCGCGGCGGCCUGUACUUGUGCACCCAGCGCUGUCACGCUGGGAGUGCAAGCUCCAAGAGGGCGAGGUGUUGAGCACGUAUUCGUAUAAUGGAUAACUAUAGAGGGCAUGGACCACCAGUAGUUGCUGCCCGCCUCCCCCACACAAACUGCCCGACGUAGUGUGGGUGUGCCAAAAAAAAAGUCACAAAUCGGGCUGUGGAAUUUUCUUAUGGUUCGCCAGAUUCUUGCCACCUGUGGAGCGACCGUCUGUUUCGACCGGCUCGUCCAGUACGUUCUGGACAAAAGGUUCUUUGCGCUCGUACUACGACUGGGAUACGAUCGGCUGGUGGUGCAAUACGGUAAAAGCGCCGCCGGCAGAGAAUUGGUGGAGAAACUGACGUCCGAGUAUACCGUGCGCGACAACGUGUUCACGGUGAAUCGGCUCGAGGUGCAAUUGCUCGCGUUCGACCCAGAAAUUGUGAAGAACUAUACCGCGCAGAGCGAUCUGGUGAUUUCUCACGGGGGCACCGGGUCCGUGCUGGACACGUUACGAUGCAACAAAAAACUUGUCGUGCUGAUCAAUACGGCACUGGCAGACAACCACCAGCUCGAGAUUGCCGAGGCGUUUGAGCAGGCGGGCGUGCUGGAGUACGUGCGUGGGGGGUUUUCAGAAUUCCUGGAGGUUGUGGAACGGGUCAAUUGCCGAGAAUUCGAGCCGCUCGCCAUCCCCGAGGGCAAGGUUGUCGAAAGAAUAAUCUGGAGCUAACGGAAUGGUGCUCGGCUCCGGAAGACCCGUUCAACGUGUAGUGCCGCAGAGUACCGUCGAGUACAUGUUGAUAUAUAAAUCAGAUUACUGUUUAUUUGGGGCUCGAUUCGUGGAGAUCGCCGUUGCCGGACCGAGAUACGAGGGGGCUGGGUCGCGAGGUUGCGCGCGAAUAAAGUGUAACCAGCAUUUGAUCGCGCCAUCAGAAAAAGCACCAAAACACAUAGCCAAAUGUGGUAUUUUUUCUUAAUUUAGUAUUUAUUAGAUUUAAUUUAUCCAAAAAUG
Ogataea polymorpha is the source of this 1622-nucleotide messenger RNA. RefSeq lists its product as uncharacterized. Lineage: Eukaryota; Fungi; Ascomycota; Pichiomycetes; Pichiales; Pichiaceae. The record is from RefSeq and is a predicted model, not a curated record. The transcript has a single exon. Gene Ontology annotation, biological process: chromatin remodeling. Gene Ontology annotation, cellular component: Ino80 complex. Bases 1 to 690 code for a protein of 229 amino acids.